Lactuca virosa is the source of this 2082-nucleotide messenger RNA. The record is from the annotation of a GenBank genome assembly. Lineage: Eukaryota; Viridiplantae; Streptophyta; Magnoliopsida; Asterales; Asteraceae.
CUCUACAGAGGCUACCCAUAUUCUCCCUAGAUGCUUAAGGUUCUGAAAGUGGAAAGGAUUUAGAUUACAGAGUGAGUUUGAGAGAGAGAGAACGUUCAAAGUGCAAGAUUGGAAAAGGAUUAGAGACGACGAUUAUGAGGCCAGUGUCACUGCUCAUCUUCCUCCUUGUUUGCCUAGCAGCUUUCAAACCUUCUUACCAAGCACCAUAUGCUCUGAGAAUAAGCUGCGGAGCUCGCAACGACGUCCACACACCACCAACAAAUACAUUUUGGUACAGAGAUUUCGGAUACAGUGGAGGGAUACUUGCUAAUGCAACUCGUCCAAGCUACAUCACUCCUCCUCUCACCACACUUCGCUAUUUCCCCUUAUCUUUGGGUCCUGAAAAUUGCUACCACAUAGAGAGAGUCCCUCAUGGCCAUUAUUCAGUUAGAGUCUUCUUCGGAUUGGUCAAAGAUCCCACUUUUGACAACGAACCUUUGUUUGAUGUAUCUGUAGAAGGAACCCUAGUUUACUCCCUAUCAUCAGGUUGGAGUAAUCAUGAUGAUGAACAAGCUUUCGUUGAGGCUCUAGUAUUCCUUGAAGAUGGAACUGCUUCAAUUUGCUUCCACAGCACUGGUCAUGGAGAUCCAGCUGUACUUUCAAUCGAAGUUCUUCAAGUUGGCAACAAUGCAUAUAACUUUGGUUCGGAUUGGGGCAGAGGAACAAUCUUAAGAACACAUAAAAGACUCAGUUGUGGUGCUAAAAAUCCAAAAUUUGAUGUGGAUUACAGUGGGAACCAUUGGGGUGGAGACAGAUUCUGGAAUUCAAUCACUACUUUUGGUCAAAACUCUGAUAAACCUUUAACCACAAAAAAUAGCAUCAAGUUAUCCCCAAAUCUACCAAACUAUUAUCCAGAAGCUCUUUAUCAAACAGCACUUGUUAGCACUGAUAAUCAGCCUGAUUUGACAUACACAAUGGAUGUGGAUCCAAACAGGAAUUACUCAGUUUGGUUGCAUUUUGCAGAGAUUGAUCCUUCAGUCACAGGAGAAGGACAACGAGUUUUUGACAUCAUUAUAAAUGUCCCUGUUAGUGGGAGGAGUUUGACAAUAACUUUGCAGCUUGUAAAAGGAAGUCACACCAUAAUCAGUGCUAUAGAGAUCUUUGAAAUUGUCAGAGCUGAAGCCAAAACUUCAAUUGAUGAAGUAAAAGCUUUGCAGAAAUUGAAGAGUGCAUUAGGUCUUCCUCUUCGUUUCAGUUGGAAUGGUGAUCCUUGUGUUCCACAGCAGCAUCCAUGGAGUGGAGUAGAUUGUCAAUUUGAUAAUGCUAAAAUUAAAUGGUUCAUUGAUGGAUUAGGUCUUGAUAACCAAGGUUUAAGAGGAUUCUUACCUGAUGACAUAUCCAAGCUCACUCAUCUACAAAAUAUGAACCUGAGUGGAAAUAGCAUCCAGGGGGAGAUUCCUUCUUCACUUGGAAAAAUUACUAGUCUUGAAGUAUUGGAUCUUUCAUACAAUUUGUUUAAUGGAUCCAUUCCUGAAAGCCUUGGAGGUUUAACAUCAGUUCGAAUAUUGAAUCUGAAUGGCAACUCCCUAUCAGGAAGAGUCCCAGCUGCACUAGGAGGAAGGCUUUUACACCGAGCAAGUUUCAAUUUUACUGAUAACAAAGGUCUUUGUGGGAUACCUGGAUUACAAACAUGUGGGCCCCACCUUUCUGGUGGAGCAAAGAUUGGAAUCGCAUUAGGGGCAUGCGCAGGGCUUCUUUUGAUCGCUACUUGUUUGACUUGUUGGUGGAAAAGGCGUCAGAACAUUCUUCGGACUCAACAAAUUGCAGCAAGAGGAGCCCCUUAUGCAAAAGCAAGGACUCAUUUCUCACGGGAUGUGCAAUUAGCAAGACAUAAUAACAGUAAUGGUGGUCAUGAACAUGCGAGGGCUGCAGCCGAAAAUGGGCCAAUCCUGCUUUCUUGAUAGUUUAAUUACGUUACAAUUUACAUGGGGGUUAACUGUUAAGUAACACAAAAUCAAUUACUUUGAUAGAUUGAUUGUAUAUUAUUUUUAUUUCUCAAGUUAGUGGAAAUUUUAAUUGGUUUUUUUAAAAUGUAGAGUGAUG